CGGCAGCAUGGGAUCCUUGAUAACUUCAAGCCUCCUACAUAUACCGUGUUGGUUUGCAGUGCGCUUCUUAGCUUUACCUCAGACCGGUGUGGGAUUCUCCCGAAAGUCGACAGAGGCCACUAUCAGUACAGUUCCCAACGUGGUGUCCGUCAACAUUGAUUCCCUGCGACGGCUACAGAGUUCUCUUCUCCAAGCGUCGAAGUCGAUUUUCAAGACCUCACGGCAAUCGUGCCAAAGCCUGAUUCCUGUCCAACCCCGCACUAAGGCAGCCAUGCAACCUUUUAAGUCGUCAGGCUAGGGCACUCUGAGACAAGAUGCCGACGAAAAAAUGGGCCACAGAAGCGGACUUCACCGAACAUAGGGCAACAGUCACGAGCCUUACUGCCAGAAGCCUCUUGUAGAAGUUAUAGAACAUAUGCGACGAGAGCAUCAAUUCCAAGCUAUGUAAGAUAGAUAGAUGUCUACCUCUAUCGCCAUGUCUGCUGAGUCAUUGAAUUCACAGACUAAAAACGAUGCCCAAUGCCAGACGGGCAAGGCGCCACACGAACAUGUAGGCGACGCUGCCCAGCCGAUAGUUCCCCGGCAAUCUGCGCCGUCAACUGUAGCACCAGAUCGUGGAACAACAGUUACUCAGCAGAAAGUCCUACACUGUCUUAGCAUUAUGGACAAGUAUGUUGAUGGAAACUCGGCUUGUGGGCGGUGGCAGACGUCCCCUACAUUCAUGGCGUCGCUUCAAAAUAGCGAUUGGCUGGCACAGAUCACCACAGUUACAAUACUUCUGAAAGGGGAACAGGUGAAGACUGGUUUUCAACUCCAAACCGGUUGUUUCGAUACCUACAAAGCCAACAUAAAGGCAGAAAGCCCCUUGCUCACCUCUAAAACCUUUAUGGCGACUUUCCAGCUUAUGAGCAUCUCGCCUAACUUGGGGAUAUACUUAACCUUGGAUAGCGAAGCAUUCGCCAAUUGUAGCGACCUAUUCCUGGGUUGCUUCCUCAACCUGAUGAAGCAACAUACAACUGGUCGGAUGUUUCUACUCAGCCCCGCCACGUUUUCACAAUAUCAAGAAUUGACACGAAUGUCCAAGGGCGAUGAGGCAAUGCCAUUAUUAGGUCAUCAGCACGUCCUGCAAUGUGGCAGCGGCGAGUUGCCACCCGCGGCUACGCGGCCAGAGAUACUUUCGCUCUAUCCCCUUCAUCUAGCACGAAUCAAGGUGAUAAAGCAGGAGCCGGUAAUGAUCAAUUACUUGUCUUUCUAG
Messenger RNA from Aspergillus caelatus, 1255 nucleotides. RefSeq lists its product as uncharacterized. Lineage: Eukaryota; Fungi; Ascomycota; Eurotiomycetes; Eurotiales; Aspergillaceae. The transcript is spliced from 4 exons. The record is from RefSeq and is a predicted model, not a curated record. Bases 458 to 1255 code for a protein of 265 amino acids.